UGGUUUGUUAUAGGAUAGUCCAGACUCCAGUCAGAUGCAUGUUUUAGUGUAGGCUAUAACUAGUGUAUUGGGCUAUAGUUUGCUAACGAAUUUCCCUGGACGGAUCGGAUGUUUCCCCCUUUUAUUUGUUCACAGUAGCCCGUUCUCUAUAGUCUUUAGAUAACGUAAGCACGCGUACGUUUUUCGCGGUGACUAGAAUGUCAACGAGCUAUCUGACUGUGUUGUUUUGUUGGACGAUAGCGAUGUCAGACAUACAUUUAUGGUAGCCCAGCUGCUUUACAAUGUGUGUCAUGGUCAGAUAAAUACUUUAUAUAAGGCUACUAGAGACAGCAGUUUAUUUAGUAAUAGGUUGAAUUGCACAAUCCAUAAAUGUAAAAAAAAUUUAAAAUACGAACAACCAGGGACAUAAGAUACAGCAUUAUAAAAACAAACCAUGCAUGAUUUAGUUCGGACGAAUAAUCACUCUUAUUGAUACACAACCAUCACAUUUUUAUUACAGCAUGAGUGUUAUUGCAAAUAUCAUGGGUUAUAGUGACAGAGGCUAUGUAUGCUGUUGUGAAUGAUUUAUCAUGAAUGGCCUUCAACAGCCGAUGGAGAACGUUGAUUAGUAAUUUGUGAAUAGGGGAAUCCCCGCUUGAGAAAUCCCCUCAGGGUCAGUUCAACACUGGCAGGACUUGGUGUGAGUUCCGGAGCAGGUGUACUAGCAGGGCCAAAGCACCAAAACUGCCCUUUCAGUGCCAACACAGUGUAGGCUACUCUGGCUCUGUAUAGAGGAGUGGGGGAAGGGGGCUGAUACGAAAGCAUCUCCAGGGGCUUUGUGCUCCUCCCUGAAAGCUCAUUGGCAUGGAGGUAGCUGCUGAGGACACACAACAGUUUGUUUGUGACAGACACUGGUUGUGAUGUGGAAAAAGUUUCUCAGUUGUUCUUGGAAGCAACACCGGUUGCUCAAAGUCAUGUUAUAAAUAUGUUAUUGGAGCGCUGUUCACUGCUCUGGAUCAAACAGACGAAGCCUCAAGGCUGCUCUCCGAGACGAAUUCCUCUCUAUCUCAGCCAGAGGAGGAUAAAGGCCUGCCUGUCAGUGUCCUCUGCUUUGGUCAUUUAUGUCAUGAACUGAGAGACAACGGUAUGAAAACAUCAACGCUCUUGGCAGAUGCAAGAAUCAAAAACAGAUAUCAAAUCGUUCUCAAAGAGGGCCCAGAGAACAGCCUUGCCGUUUACAUCUUGGGUAUAGGCCCCACUAUUGUUAAGGCUGUGAGCAUCAACAAGGCCAUCAACACGCAGGAAGUCGCCGUCAAAGAGAAGCAUGCCAGGACCUGUAUCCUGGGGACACACCAUGAGAAGGGCGCCCACACCUUCUGGGCGGCGGUCAACCGGCUGCCGCUCUCCAGCAAUGCGGUGCUCUGCUGGAAGUUCUGCCACGUCUUCCACAAGCUGCUGCGAGACGGCCAUCCCAACGUGAUAAAGGACUCGAUUAGGAACAAGGCGGACCUCAGUGACAUGAGCAGAAUGUGGGGUCACCUGAGUGAAGGCUAUGGGAAGUUGUGCAGCAUCUACCUCAAACUGCUUAUCACCAAGAUGGAGUUCCACGUCAAAAAUCCCCGUUUCCCCGGCAACCUUCAGAUGUCAAACAGGCAGCUUGACGAGGCGGGAGAAAACGACGUCAACAACUUCUUCCAGUUGACAGUGGAGAUGUUGGACUACCUGGAGUGUGAGCUCAACCUCUUCCUAGGUGUGUUCAGCUCCUUGGACAUGUCGCGGUCUGUGUCGGUGACGGCUGCGGGCCAGUGUCGCCUGGCUCCCCUGAUCCAGGUCAUCCUGGACAGCAGCCACCUGUACGACUACACCGUCAAGCUGCUUUUCAAGCUGCACUCCUGCCUUCCUGCUGACACACUCCAGGGCCACAGAGACCGCUUCCAGGAGCAGUUCAACAAGCUGAAGAGUCUGUUUUACCGCUCCAGUAACCUGCAGUACUUCAAGAGGCUCAUUCAGAUCCCACAGUUACCUGAGAACCCACCUAACUUCCUGCGGGCGUCGGCGUUGUCGGAGCACAUCAGUCCCGUGGUAGUCAUCCCAGCUGAGUCGUCCUCCCCCGAGAUGGAACACAUGGCGGACUUGGUGACAGAGGACCUGGUGGAUACCGACAUCCCCGCCCAGCCGGCUGCUGUGGUAGAGCCCAGGUUCGACGACCUCUUUGGCACGUCCGCCGCCACGGACCCCUUCAAUUUCAACAGUCAGAACGGGAUGCUCAAGGACGACAAGGACCGCCUGAUCGAGCAGCUGACACGGGAGAUCCAGGCCCUCAGGGAGGAACUGGAGUCCUUCAGAUUGGAGAGUGGGCGUCUGUGCCAGGCGCUGCGGGGGCGUGUCGAUGAGCUGGAGGCGGAGCUAGCAGAGCAGAGCCACCUGAGGAUGCAGGCGUUGGGAGAGGGCGAGUUCCUGCGGGCGGAGCUUGACGACCUGCGUCGGGUCAAAGAGGACACGGAGAAAGAGCAGCGAAGCCUCACUGAGAUCGAGAGGAAAGCGGUGGCCAACGAGCAGCGCUACGUCAAGCUGAAGGAGAAGUACACAGAGCUGGUGCAGAGUCACGCUUAUCUGCUGAGGAAGAAUGCGGAGGUGACUCGUCAGAUGACGGUGGCGCGGGCGGCUGAGGACGAGGUGGACAGCGUGAGGAGAGAGAUGCAGGAGAAGGUCAAGGCUGCCAAGGAGGCCGCGGAGAGACGGAGGACUUCAAAUGAGCAGGAACAGGUGGAUCAGCUGCAGGAGUUGCAGAGAGAGCUGAUCUCCAGCAGGGCGGAGCUAGACACCCUGAAAAGCACCAUGGCCUCUUCCCAACAGUCGAGUGAGGAGCUCAGUUCUCAGUUCUCGACAAUGGAAUCGGAGAAGGUGGAGCUAGCGGAAUCCUUGUCGAAGAAAGAGGAGGAGCUUGCAGGCCUGGGGGAGGAGCUUGAGCGUGUUCAGAGCAGCCUGGCCAGUGAGAGGGAGAGCGGCGUGAAGACCGCCGAGGCCCUACAGAACCAACUCAAUGAGAAGGAGACCAGGGAGCAGGCCCUGGAGAGCCAGCUGGUGGCAGCCCGCUGGUCCGCCCUACAGGGGGCUGUGGAGGAGGCAGAGAGGAUAGUCCAGGACUCACUGGCCCAGCUUGAUGACCCAGCACACAUCAGCUGCACCAGCUCUGCAGACUACCUGGCGUCCAGGUGUCAGGCCUCUCUGGACUGUAUGGCCAGACUUCACUCUGCCAGAGACAGCUACCUGGCAGACAACACAGGUGUGUCGGAGCUGGUGCGGGCAGUGACCCAUCUUGCCCACCUGGUGGGUGACACCAUUGUUCAGGGCAGUGCCACCUCUCACAUGGUGCCAGUGGAGCAAGCGGACGCGUUGUCAGACAGUGUGAAGGUGUGUGGGGCCGAGGCCCUGGCCCUGCUGGCUCAGAUGAAGGAGCAGGCAAGCCUGGCAACGGCAGAUGGCGCCAUGCUGAGGGCAGCACUGGAUGGCAUCCUGGCCACCGCAGAGAAACUGCGUCCUCGGGGUCUGGAGCUGCAGCAGGGGGAGCUGGGAGAUCUGGUGGAGCAGGAAAUGGCUGCCACAUCGGCCGCUGUAGAGUCAGCAGCUGCCAGGAUAGAGGACAUGCUUAACAAGUCGCGUGCUGUCGACACAGGGGUUAAGAUGGAGGUCAACGAGAGGAUCCUGGCCUCCUGUACAGACCUGAUGCAGGCCAUCAAAGUGCUCGUGCUGUCUUCCAAAGAUCUGCAAAGGGACAUUGUGGAGAGUGGCAGAGGGGCAGCAUCCAUGAAGGAGUUCUAUGUCAAGAACUCUCGCUGGACGGAAGGCCUGAUCUCAGCCUCCAAAGCCGUGGGCUGGGGCGCCACAGUCAUGGUAGAUGCAGCAGACCUGGUGGUGCAGGGCAAGGGCAAGUACGAGGAGCUGAUGGUGUGUUCGCAUGAGAUCGCAGCCAGCACUGCACAACUGGUGGCCGCAUCCAAGGUGAAGGCAGACAAAGAUAACGCCAACCUGGGCCGCCUGAAGCUGGCAUCCAAAGGGGUCACACAGGCCACCGCCGGGGUUGUAGCCUCCACCAAGUCCGGGAAGUCCCAGAUCGAGGAGAAAGACACCAUGGAUUUCUCCAGUAUGACCCUCACUCAGAUCAAGAGGCAGGAGAUGGACUCACAGGUUUCUGUUCUAGAGCUGGAGACAAAGCUGCAGAAGGAGCGAGAGCGUCUUGGAGAGCUAAGGAAGAAGCACUACGAGCUGGCCGGGGUGGCCGAGGGCUGGGGGGAGGAGGACGAAGGUACAGGUUGAGGUCUGCUCCCCACCUCUCCUCCAACGACAAGACUAACUUCUCUCUCGCUCUGCCUCUUGCCCCAUUUAUACUCUCUUUGGUCUUUCUCUUUAUUUUUUAAUCUUUUAUGAAAGCCAAAUAAAAAAGGUGCUUUUUAAAAAUGAUCUUGUUCCCAGCGGCUUCUAAUUGGACAUUGAUGAGGAGGGAAAGUGGCGGGAUGGAUUGACUACCUGCCUGGCCCGUCCCCCUCGACUGUUGAGAAAUACCACACCAGCUGAUGGUUCCUCUGUCUUCUACCAAGUAUUUAUUUCAGUUCUCCAACGGUUCACUUUGUCCCAGUCGGAGCACCACCAGUGUGACUGUGGAGCGACCCACCACGAGCACAAGUUCUUCACAACCAGACAUCCUACAAUGCAUUGCACAAGGGACAAUCCCUCAUCAGAGGGAGACUUGACUGAUUUCCACAUAGACCCCACCCCCUGCCCUCCCCCUGCCUGCCCAUGUCUCAUCAGUGCAACGAAAACGGGCGUGUUUUUCUCCCACUCAAUGGUUGUGUUGCGUUGUUAUUCUAAGUGGUAGGGGUUGUUAACUUGUACCCUGUGUUAGAGAGCUAACCCCUUCCCACCCUCACUGCCUCCCCACUUUUCUUUUCUCUUUGAUCCUCUUUUUCUACUCACUGUGAGCUUUUACAUCUCUAACACAAACCCCAUCUAAGCUAUACGCCCACCGGGAUACGGACUUAUGCCUUUUCACCUCCUGUUUUAAAGACCAUGAUGACUGUUGUUGUUAUUAUUAUUAUUAUUAGAGUUGACUGUUUAGACGCCCAGCUACCCUGUGGAUACAAAAAAGCCCAGGAAUAUUUAAUGGGGGUUUAGGUUUGCUAAAGGCACAAGUGUAGCAUGUCUGAGCAGCCAGAGGACUGUUGCUGGAGUUGAAGCUAGAGAUGAAGUGGUGUGUGUGUGUGUGUGUGUGUGUGUGAGACGGUCUGGGGCUGCUUUGAACCCCUGGUUGUGUUCAUUAGGCACAACACGGAAGAAAAGGUAGUACCUGAACGUGUCCAAUAUGAAACGCUUGUUUCCGCUUUCUAAACGGUAUGCUACGCCGUGUCCUAUUGAACAGGACACUGAUCAUGCUGGACCGUUGAAUGGCUGUGGCUCUGAGCUUCAUGGUGUCUAACGUCGCCGGAAAAAGGACUUCCUUAAGCUGGUGUCUGAUCAUUUACCCUUCUCCACUGCACUCCCCCCUCAUUGAUUUGAAAGGAAUGGACUUGUGUAAGAAAUCUGGUGGAGUGAGCAAGUAAUAAGCAGAAAGGUAGGGAAUUGGAACGUCGCCCUACACACCCACACUGCUGGGUUCUUAUCAGCUUCCCCAGACGACGUAGCUGUAAAGCCUAGGAAGGGAAACCAACAACUUCCAUCAUCUGUCUACACUAGCAAUAACACCUGGGCUGUGUUCAUUAGGCACCAAAUGGAAGAAAACGGACUGAAACAGGAAGGGUAUACCUGGACCUGUGUAAUAUGUUAAAUUGUCACACGAGGGCAGUGUUGCACAGCAGAGCUACCACAUUAGAGACUCAUGAAUUCUCCUCGCCUCUCUUGCCAGUAGUCACUACUGCUCUUCAAUCUGGCUUUAUGAAAAGUAUUGGGAAUAUUGUAUGUUGUCGAGUACACCAUGAGUUAGAUUAGUAGGGUUUCAUCCAGUAUUUGUUUUCCUUUCAAAUACUUUAGCUGCGCUUGAUUGAGCUUGCCUGGCGCCAUGGAACCAAUGAAAUAGUCCCAAAUGUACUUCAAAACACGCCCAUGUGGCACUCCAGUCAGGCUCAAUGAAACGCAAUGCAAUUCAAAAAGUAUUCAAAAAAAUGUAUGAAUCCUAUUUGGACCCUGAUCUGGUUUAAUCACAGUAUACUUUCUCUGUGUGUGAUGCUCUUUGAGUUUGUCUUCCUGUGUGUCUUAAUGCCCCUUUUGAGGUCUUAUUAUUCUGCUCUGCUUUUGGUUGUUUUAUAUAAAAAGUUGUGACACUGGGUAUUUAAUAAUGAUUUAACGGUGUACUUCCUGGUUAUUGUCCUCUCACCCUUUGGUUUGAGUCUGUAGUCCAACCAGCUCAGCCAGCCUUUCAAACUGCCGCUCACUGUAGUCGAUGAGAAACAAACAGUACUCAAAAUAACAUUUAAAUAAUGUCUUUGUAUGAUAUGCUAAAAACUAUGUAUGUGCGUAUAAUUUUUUCAGUUUUUAAAAUUAAAUAUUUCAACUCAUUAA
Messenger RNA from Salmo salar (Atlantic salmon), 6531 nucleotides. The record is from RefSeq and is a predicted model, not a curated record. NCBI's taxonomy places the organism in Eukaryota, Metazoa, Chordata, Actinopteri, Salmoniformes, Salmonidae.